CGGUCUAACUGCUCAUUAGCGAACCGAAUAUUCCAAAUUGAAAAUUGAGUUCUCAUUAUUGUUCCAAAUCAUUAUCACCGAAAAAAACUACAAAUUCUUUGAUUUUUGUCCAAUUUUUCUUUUGUUUUUGUUGCUGAAAAAUGGCUAAUACUGCUGCUGCUGUUGUUGUUACUACAGUUGAUCCACUUGAUCAACUUUAUGAACAUUAUAAUAAGCUUGAUUCUGCAAAAGAAAACAUUAAACAGUAUGAAUCCAAUUACUUGGCCAUAUUGAAUGCUGUACAUGGUACUCCGCAGGAAAAACAACUUUGUUCACAAUUUAUAUCGAAAUUUUUCGUUCAUUUUCCUGAUCAUUAUGAAUCGGCAAUUGAUUCAUUACUUGAUCUUUGUGAAGAUGAUGACCCUAAUAUUCGACGACGUGCUAUCAAAGAAUUGCCGAAUAUUUGUCGCGAUCGAAAAGAAUUCGUUACGAAAAUUGCUGAUGUUCUUGCACAAUUAUUGUUGUCAGAAGAUCAAAUCGAAUUAAAUAUUGUCAAUCAGGCACUUAUAACAUUGGCCAACUAUGAUAUUAAAAGCUUUUUACUCGCAUUAUUUGGCCAGAUUCUUGAUGGUGAAGACGAAACACGUGAUCGAGUCAUUAAAUUUUUUGGUACGAAAUUCCGAACAAUCAAAUCGGACUUAUUGACCAAAGAAAUUGAAGAAUUUAUUCUGGAUAAUUGUAAAAAAAUUUUAAUCGAUGUGACCAAAGAUGAAUUUAUUACAUUGAUGACAUUGUUGGCUGGUCUGAAAAUUUCUAAAACAGUUCAUGGUCAUAAUAAUUUGUUGGCCAUUAUCAAAGAUCAAUCUGAAUUGAAUAAUGAUUUUAUUCCUUCUGAACCGGACUCUUUAGAUAAAUUUCUCAUGUGUAUUCGUCAUGGAAUUCCAUAUUUUUCGCAAUUUUCACCAUCAACUGAAUUUGUUCAAUACAUUUGUUUAAAGAUUCUUCCACAUUUGGCACAAAUCGAACAACAACAAUCCGGUUCGGAACUUGAAGUUCUUCAAGCUCUAUCUGAAAUUAUUUCAUUUGUUUCACCGUCGCUUGAAACGAAUCAAUUUGAACAAUGUCAGAAUGCCGUUUUUCAGUGUUUACUUGGUUACAUACCAAAACCACCAGAAGAUUUAAAUACAUCAGCUACCGAUCUUUCAUCGACAGAUGAUUUGCCUAGUACUCAAUUUUCACAUGUUGAAUGUUUACUUUAUUCAUUACAUCAGCUAUGUAAAUUGAAUCCUAAAUAUUUUGAAGCUGAAAGUAAAGCAAAUGAAUUCAAGGAUUUCAAACUACGACUUCAGUAUUUGGCUAGGGGCGUACAAAGCUAUGUGAACAAAUUGAAAAAGGUAAUCUCUGGCUUGAAACCAUCUGAAUUAAAAACACCGGAAAACAAAAUCAAAAUGAUUGCAUUAAAAGCUACAUCGAAUAUCAAUUCAUUGACCAAAGACUUUUUCAAAAUUCCACCAUCAUAUAAAACAUCUAUACAAUUAUCAUUCAAGAGUUCAAAAUCAACGACCACAACAUUACCUGCUCCUGCUUCCUUGCCAACUUUAGCAUCGGAUAAAAUUGAAGAUAGUGGCGAUUCAUCUACUGCAGCUACUGCUACGGUUGCCAAAAAACGCCCGCUGAUUACUGCACCAGAAGGUUCCGAAAAGACCUCAACAACACCAGCAAAACGUGAACGAAAAUUUUACCAGCCACCAGUUGGUAAAUUUAAUAAAACAACACCCGGGUCAUUUCGGCCACGAUCAUCGUUUAGUCGAAAUUACAAUGCCAAUAAUCAACGAUUUAAUCAACGUCGUGGUGGUUUUGGUAAUCGUGGCGGAAGAGGCGGUGGCUUCAGACGUUUUUAAAUGCUGGUAAUAAUAAAAAAUGAAAAAAAAGAGCAUGAAAAUUGAAAUUUUUUA
This is a messenger RNA of Dermatophagoides pteronyssinus (European house dust mite), 1934 nucleotides long. RefSeq names its product apoptosis inhibitor cassowary (gene cass). Gene Ontology annotation, cellular component: nucleus. The record is from RefSeq and is a predicted model, not a curated record. Gene Ontology annotation, molecular function: RNA binding. NCBI's taxonomy places the organism in Eukaryota, Metazoa, Arthropoda, Arachnida, Sarcoptiformes, Pyroglyphidae. Gene Ontology annotation, biological process: negative regulation of apoptotic process.